CCACAACCAUGGAACGAGGAAUCAGUCUCAGCAAGGCUGAUAUUGUUGAGAAUAUAUUUCUAUGUUUUGAGUCAGUGAAUGGGUCUUGCAAAAGGUCAAUCUUUCCUCCAACAAUACGAGUAUUACUUUAUCUCUUACUUGGCUCAAUGUCUGUUCUCACAGUGUGUGGCAACCUUCUUGUAAUCAUCCCCAUCAUUCACUUCAAACAGCUCCACACCCCAACCAACUACCUCAUCCUCUCUCUGGCUGUGUCAGACCUCCUCUUGGGGGUUUUAGUGAUGCCUCCCAGAAUGGUAUAUUCAGUGGAAAGCUGCUGGUAUUUUGGAGAUUUAUUCUGUAAAAUCCAAACCAGCACUGAUGUUAUGUUGAGCAAUACAUCCAUUCUUAACUUGUGUUUUAUUUCUAUUGAUAGGUAUUAUGCAGUGUGUCGCCCUCUCCUUUACAGAACUAAAAUAACUGUUCACUUUGUUCUGAUUAUGAUGCUGGUCAUCUGGACUGGUUCUGCUAUAGUAGUGUUUGGAAUAGUAUUUCUGGGGAUCAAUAUUUGGGGCAUGGAGGAUUUUUACUAUAAUAAUGUUGCCUGUGAGGGAGAAUGUUCCCUGUUCACUCAUUGC
This is a messenger RNA of Oncorhynchus tshawytscha (Chinook salmon), 614 nucleotides long. Its product is annotated as trace amine-associated receptor 1-like. The annotation marks the transcript as partial. The transcript has 2 exons. The record is from RefSeq and is a predicted model, not a curated record. NCBI's taxonomy places the organism in Eukaryota, Metazoa, Chordata, Actinopteri, Salmoniformes, Salmonidae. Gene Ontology annotation, molecular function: trace-amine receptor activity. Gene Ontology annotation, biological process: G protein-coupled receptor signaling pathway. Gene Ontology annotation, cellular component: membrane.